Molecule: messenger RNA, 6056 nt
Organism: Notolabrus celidotus (New Zealand spotty)
Lineage: Eukaryota; Metazoa; Chordata; Actinopteri; Labriformes; Labridae
Gene: myo9b
Product: myosin IXb
Exons: 41
Coding region: 1-5175 (1724 amino acids)
Biological process (GO): intracellular signal transduction
Cellular component (GO): myosin complex
Molecular function (GO): GTPase activator activity; microfilament motor activity; ATP binding
Source: RefSeq, a predicted model, not a curated record
AUGAGCACUACAGAUGGAGCCGGGGCCCCUAAAAAGGAUGAAGAGGCCCGUGUUGUGCAGAUCUACCCCAGGCUGUCCCAGAACACAGCCUCUCACUGUCCCCUGCAGGUCAGCUACGGGGACACGACAAGGACAGUUAUCCACAAUGCUUCGAUCACUCUGGGCCUGGAUACCAGCCUGAAGUACUGCCUGCUGGAGAAUAUUCUGGAUGCUCUACGUGAGCGUUUCUACAAGCUCAAAAUCUACACCUACGCCAGCAACAUCCUCAUCGCCCUCAACCCCAAUAAGUUCCUUCCUGUUUACUACAAUCCUAAGUACAUCAAGAUGUACGAGAACCAGCCACUGGGCAAACUGAGCCCUCAUAUAUUUGCCAUAGCAGAUGUGGCUUUCAGGGCAAUGCUGAACAGGCAGGUUAACCAAUGCAUCGUGAUAUCUGCAUCCUCGGAGCUGGACCAGUGCUGGAGGCCUUUGGCAACGCGAGGACUGCAGAGAAUAACAACUCCAGUCGCUUUGGGAAGUUCAUCCAGCUCAACUAUCUGGAGGGCGGCGUCAUCAGAGGGGCAGUUUGUUGAGAAAUACCUGCUGGAAAAGUGCAGAGUGGUAUCCAGAGACAAGAAUGAGAGGAACUACCACGUGUUCUACUAUCUGCUCAUGGGAGCGUCCAAAGACGAGCAGGAGGAAUUUCAUCUACUACAGCCACAGGAUUUUCUCUACCUCAAGCAGGAAGGCUUCAACUUGGAUGAUGAGGAGAAACUCAAGCAGGAGUACAAGAGGCUUCAUCAAGCCAUGGAGAUGGUUGGCUUCCUGGCCACCACUAAGAAAUACAUCUUUGCUAUCCUCUCUGCCAUCCUGCACCUCGGCAACGUGACCUACACACUGUCAGAGGAAAAUGAAGUCCUGGAGGUCGGACCUGAUGAAGUUCUGCCCACACUGUGUGACCUGCUGAAAGUAAAAAAGGAGCUACUGGUAAAGGCUUUGACCAAGAGGAGAGUCGUGGCCGCGGGUGCCACUGUAGUUUCACAGUACACGCUACAAGAGGCCUACACAGUGCGGGACUCCAUGGCCAAGUCUUUGUAUGGUGCUCUGUUUGACUGGAUCAUACUUCACAUCAACCACGCUGUGAUCAACAGACGAGACAUGGAGGAGUCUGUCUCUUGUUUGUCCAUCGGUGUCCUCGAUAUGUUUGGCUUUGAGAACCUCCAGAUAAACAGCUUUGAGCAGCUGUGCAUCAACUACUCCAACGAGAAACUGCAGUAUUACAUCAACCAGCACAUCUUUGAGAUUGAACAAGAAGGCUACGUGUCAGAGGGCAUCACCUGGCAAAACAUCUACUACUCUGACAACAGUGACUGCAUUCAGCUGAUCAGUGAGAAGUCAACCGGACUGUUUGACCUGCUGGAUGUGGAGAGCAACCUCCCUCAGGCAACAGAUGAAACCCUGUUGAACAAGUUGACGCAGCAGCAUCAGGACAGUCCCUUCUUUGUACCCUCUUCAAAAACGGAGUCAACCUUUGUCCUCCAUCACUUUGCUGGCAGGGUCAAAUAUCACAUCAAGGAUUUUCGGGAGAAAAACACAGAGCACAUGCGUCCUGAAGUCAUAUCACUUCUCCGGAGCAGUGAACGAGCGUUCCUGCAUCAUUUAGUGGCAUCGAGCCCGCAGGCUCUUUUCAGAUGGGGAGUCCUCAGAGCCACCAUCCGCAUCCUCACAGUAUUCAAGAACUUUGGACGCAGGAAGGCAGAACUGAUUGCUAGAAGACAAGCCUCCCGCAAGUCCCUCAAAGAGAUGAAGCAGUGCAGCAGUCCUAUGAACAGGAUGUCCAGCAACAGCCUGACCCUGGACUUCUCCUUUGAUCGCUCUGACGAGCUGCCUCUUGAUGUGUUCGAGGACAUCUUUGCAAAUUUUGAAAAGAAGAAGAAAAGUCGAGGUGGUCGUCAGAAGCAGCUCAUUCCAAAGAACCUUAUGAAUUUCAACUCACUUCAACAUAUUGUUGGCCUGACUGCGCAUGACCGAACCAGCAAAGUCAUCCUCCACCCUCAUAGGACAUCAAAGCCUCCUACAGUCAGCACACAGUUUCAGGCCUCGCUCAGAAGGCUGAUGGAGACAAUUGAAAAAGCCGAGCCAUUCUUUAUUUUCUGUCUUCGCUCCAACGCUGAAAAGAAGCAGCUCCGCUUUGAUGAUGAACUAGUGCUGCAACAAAUCAAGAGCACAGGCUUACUGCAGAUGGUUCAGGUCCAGAAGUCUGGCUACAGCGCCAAAUACACUUUUAAGGAGUUUGUUGAGAAGUUCAGAAUGUUGCUUCCAAAAGGAGCAACAGCAACACCAGAGCACAUUACAGAACUAUUCGAGAGGAUGAAGCUGAACAAGAACGCCUAUCAAAUAGGAAAAACAAAGGUGCUCCUGAAGGAGAAGGAGAGACAGCUGCUGCAAGAUUCACUAAACAAAGAAGUGAUAAGACGCAUCAUCGUCCUGCAGCGCUGGUUCCGUGCCUGUCUGAUGAGGAUGCACUUCCUGCAAAAGAAAGAUGCCACUAUGAUCAUACAGAGGAGCUGGCGUGAGUUUUAUGAGAAACAAAACAAAGCUGCUACAGUGAUCCAGACAGCAUGGAAGACUUCCCUGAAGAAGUCGAAGCACCCAUACGAGAAGGACAAUGAGAACAAAUCCAAUGCACGGCAUGGACGGGACAACUCAAAAAAAGAGCUGAAGAGGCAGAGCAAAGUGGAGCUCAGCCCCAGCAGAACCCAGCAGCCUGACCCGGUCAACGGCCAAUCAGCACAGAGGGACCGGAGCAGAGAGAAACGAGAGGGCAGAGGAUCCCCUCCCCCUCUCAACAGACCCCUCUCCCUCCCACUGGACCCGAAAGUUGUCAUUGAUGAUUCCUCAAACAGCCCCUCUUCGACAAGCUCACUACAGCGCUACAUGGGAGGCAUCAAGGAGAAGGCGGUGAAGUGGCGGGGAAGACAGAGUGACGACUCAAGUCCGGAAAUGCGGCGACGAGAAGAGGACCCAAAAGAUGAAUUUCAGCGCAAAGGAAAGUCCAUGUCUGUUGAUGAACUAUCAAAGAUCAGCUCAUCAGGCUCUGAUAGCUCACCCACCACCAACGAGCGGAUACCUGCAGAACCUGAUGGGGCAAGGUUCAGUCUACCAGCUACAAGCAGCAAUGAAAACUCAGGACAGCAGGGAUCGAACCAGUCACAACUCACAACUCCUGAGAGGAUUUGGUUUCUUAGUAAAUUCCUCAAAAAGCGUGGGCCGAAAUAUGCUCCCGGCACUGACCCUCCACCAGAGAAAAAUGCAAUAACCCUGGCCAGCUACACUCCCCAGUCCUACCACAUGCCCAAACAGGACGACGAGAGGGUGAAACGAAACCCAACCAUUCGGAUCAGCCGGGCGACACGGGUGGCGCAGUGUAACGUGUCUCUGGACCGCGAGAUCACAGACACCGAAGAGCUGCGUAACCUGGACGAAUUCCUCGGCAACCAGGUGAAUGAACUGCGAUCAAGAAUAAAAGAGCUCUCACCAACAGAGAGCAUCUUCCUCGCAUCCACCAUGCAGUUCAGAGACACCAUCAAAGGAAUGUACUCUAUGCAGAUGCCUAAAAUUGGCUACAAAGAUCUGAUGAAGGGCUACCACAACAAAGUGAACACUCUCGCAGGAACCAAGGAGAAGUCAGAAGUCUCUCUUGUGGUCAACUUGUUUCAGUCUGUGCUGGACGGCUUUAUCAGGGGCGAACUGAAACGAGCAGACUGUGAACCAGCCAAGACCACCAAGACAGAAAAGAAGAGAAGGAAAAAGGACAAAUGCCCUAACAAUCCUCUGGAUCACCGAUUCAGCACGUACCAGGUCAACAUUAUGCAGUCAUGUGACCUGUGUGGCUCCUAUAUCUGGGGAAUGGAGAAAGCUUACAUGUGCAGCGCUUGUAAGUUAAUUUGCCACAAGAAAUGUCUCGACAAAAUCAUCACAGAUUGCUCAACACGGUGUGCCAGGCAGGAUGACAGUGUACCAGGCUCACUUCACUUUGGGGUGCAGGUGUGCGUCCUCACCAGCAAAGUAAACCCUGUGCCCAAAGUGGUGGAGGCUCUGCUGAUGCAUGUGGAGCUGAACGGCCUCUACACGGAGGGAAUUUACCGCAAGUCGGGCUCAACCUGUCGAGCCAGGGAGCUCCACCAGAUUCUGCAGACCAAUCCAGAGGCAGAGUGUAUAGAGAACUACCCGAUCCACACCAUCACAGGGCUGGUUAAACGUUGGCUCAGAGAGCUGCCGGACCCGCUCAUGACCUUUUCCCUGUACAGUGACUUUCUACAAGCAGUGGAGUUUCCAGAGAGAGCAGAUAGAAUCAGAGCUAUUUACCAGAAGGUUGAUGAGCUUCCUCCUGCUAAUUACAACACCUUAGAGCGGCUCAUCUUUCACCUUGUCAGAGUUGCAAAGGAGGAAGAGCACAAUAAGAUGACAUCAAGCUCUCUUGCUAUUGUCUUUGCGCCCUGCAUCCUGCGCUCACCUGAUGUCGACGACCCCUUCCUUGGUAUGAGGGAUGUAGGAAAGACUACAACGUGUGUGGAGAUCCUGAUCUCUGAGCAGUUGAGACGCUACAAUGAGAAGAUGCAGAAUAUCCAGGAGCUGGAAUAUGCAGAGGCCCUGGCCGUCAAUCAGCUCAAACUGAGGAGACAAAACACGGUUGUUGAAAAGACGUCAGAGGUGGACGCUCCUGUGCCGAUAUCUUCAGAUGAAACAGAGAGGACUCUCAUCGACAGGAUCAAGUCCAUCAAGCAAGAAAAGGUGGACUUGGCCUGCAGGUUGCCUGAAUUGGAGCAGGACACCUCUGACAAUGACAACUUGGACUCGUCAUCAUCAAUGAGUACAGAGAGCCUAGAGGACCGACUGGACAGCCUGGACUCCGAAGGAAAAGUGACCAUGCGAUCAAAAACCCAGAAACCUGAAUGCCCGCCUAAACCUCCUGACUUGGCAGAGAGAGUCAGAAGUCUAAUGGCUCUGUCGUUUGACGAUCAGCUAGAGUUCAGACAAGGACAAAAACCAGAUGUUACCCAACCCAUGUGCUUCCUGCCCAGCCAAGACAACCCCUCUCCAACAGACAGACCACAGGACGCCAGCAAGUCCAUCAACAGGAGCUUUGAAGAUCUGGACAUCCCUUACAUUGAUGAGGAUGAAGAUCCAUCUUGAACAGAACACUAAAAGCUGUUAUAUUUGAAUUUUUUCAAGUUUGUGUUAAAAGAAGAUUUGUGCUAUAUCAAAAUGAAACUGUGCACUUUGUUUUACAGAAUUUUCCAUUUGUCUAUGCUGCUAUGGAAACAAAUUGCUUUAAGAAUUUAUAUGUAUUUAACAGGAGAUCGUACAGACUAUGCCUUCAGGGUGUUCUUGGCAGAUCUGAACCCAACAGCAAGGACUGUUCUGCCUCUUUUGUCAAACCAUUACACCAUAUGUGAUUUUAAACAUACUUCAUGUUUGUAAAGUACACUUUUUUAUAACAGGUUGGUGUUCUGGACCAGUUCUGUGAAGCUGUGUGAUACUAGUGUUUCAUCUGUGGAGAAAAACAGGACAGCAUGAUUAGGAGCAAUCAAAAACACAAGCACCUCUUUUACAAAAGGACUUCAUUCUGAGCAUGAUCAAUGUGCUACUUGUGGGAGAUUGUGGUGUUUUGUGGAGAAAAAAACAAGUGUGCCUUAAAAUUAGGAUCAGAGUGAUCCUCAGUUGUACAAAGCAACGUUGAAUUGUUUUCUCUCAAGGAGCACAUUUUGUGCCGUUUAAACGUUUUUCCUCUGUUCAUUUUCCUGUGGUUCAUAUCAUUGCUGUGACUGACAGUUAAGUCAUACUACUGUAAAGAGAAAGGUCAUAAUGCUGCCUUUAAGACUGACUGAAAAUACUUGCCUCUGUCACUUUUUGUGAUAUUGCAUACAGGUACAGUUUCACCAAGUAAAUAUUCUAUCUCUACAUGUAGGUUUUUUUUAAAUAUGCAUGAAUGUACAUUUUAUAAUGGGUAUUAAUAAUUCAUAUUUAGGUGAAGACCCUCAAAGUUUGAAAUAAACUGACCAUUUUCAAACGUC